AUGUCUGGAGGUGGUCUUCAGCCGGAUGUUGUCACUUACAGUAUCCUGAUAGACUAUUAUUACAAGAUUGGAAGAUGCACAGAAGCUAGGAAUAUCUUCGAUUCAAUGGUCCGGAGGGGUCAAAAACCCAAUGUUACCACCUACUGCAGUCUGCUUCAUGGGUACGCCACCAAAGGAGCUCUUGUUGAUAUGCAUGAUCUCCUUGAUUUGAUGAUUCGAGAUGGUAUCCCGCUUGAACAUCAUGCCUUCAACAUCCUGAUACGUGCAUACGCUAAUCAUGAAACGGUGGAUAAGGCAUUGACUGCAUUUAUAGAAAUGCGACAGAAAGAUGGAUAUUGCUUAGAUGGAAAGAUGAAUGAAGCAGUUAAGCAACUUCAUCGUAUGGUCUCCAUUGGCUUGCGACCUGACCAUUUUACUUACAAUGCUUUGCUUAAUGGCUACUUUGGUAGGAUUGAUGAAGCAAAGGGCCUGUUUUCGGCUAUCGUGAUCAGUGGUCCAUUGCCUGAUAGAAUAACCUACAGCUUAAUGAUACAAAGUCAUAUAGAAGAAGGUUUGUUGGAGGAGUCUGAUGAGCUUUUUCUAUCUAUGGAGAAGAAUGGUUGUGCUGCCGACUCACGUAUGCUAAAUGCCAUAGUUAGAAGACUACUUGAAAAAGGAGAUGUGAGAAGGGCUGGGACCUACCUUACCAAAAUUGAUGAGAAGAACUUCCCCCUUGAAGCUUCCACUGCUGCUUUGCUGAUUUCUAUUAUUUCAGAGGGGAAGUAUCAGGCAGAACAACUUGGAGCUCUAAGAUCGUUUAUUGCUUCUAUGACCAGGGGCGCCACCCUGCUAGACACCCUAACACAUGUCUCAUCAUCACAUGAUCAAUCAGACAGCUCUCUGCUUGACCAAAUCAUCAAGUUUGAUCUAGAGACUCCUCUGGAUGAGGAGCAAGUAAAUACCAAAGUGGUCGUUGUCCGGAGAGGCAAGAGUCAAGAGAGGAAGCUGAGAAGAAUGAGAGCGCCAGAGAAAGGAUCCAGGGUCUCGGUAAAAGUGAAUCCACCAAGACUCAGAAAAUCACGGAAGGCGAGUAGCAGCCAGUUUAUAUCCGAGUGGAAAAGUCACCCAAGACGAAGGAGCAUUGUGCAUGAGCAAUCAGCACUGCUAGAGACCAUCAAGGAAUGUGCAAGCCUUGAGAAGAUGAGGGAGAAGAUGGUGAAGGAGGGGCAGGAGGUAAGCUACCACAGGUGGGCAGAGGGAGCUGGUGUGGACUGUGGACGAGGCAGAGCUGAUGAGCAGGCUGCAGGCAGGAUACUGCUGCCGAGAGAGGCUGGUGGUGACCACCGAGUGGCUUGUCAGACUGGGAAGAUGGGUGUGCUUGAUGGCGCCGAGAAGUUUGACAGCCGGAAGGGGUGCAGGUUCUACACGUACGUCAAGUACUGGAUUAGGAAAGGGAUGCUCGCUCUCCUGGCUGAAAACUCAGGAGUCACCCUGCUGCCUGAGGUGAUCCCAGACGAGGCGGCGUCUCCGGAGGCUCCGAACGAGGCCGCGCUGUUCCGGGGCCAGCUGAGGGAGAGACUGUUGCUGGUGCUGGGUAGGCUGCCCGCGCGGGAAGGACAAGUGCUGAGGCUGCGGCACAGGCUGGAGGACGGACGGCCGGUGCAGGUCGCUGGAGGAGAUCGGCGGCAUCUACCGCGUCUCCAAGGAGUGGAUCAGGAAGAUCGAGAAGCCGGCCAUGGCAAAGCUCAGGGAUGA
Miscanthus lutarioriparius is the source of this 1734-nucleotide messenger RNA. The record is from the annotation of a GenBank genome assembly. Lineage: Eukaryota; Viridiplantae; Streptophyta; Magnoliopsida; Poales; Poaceae.